Molecule: messenger RNA, 555 nt
Organism: Parastagonospora nodorum SN15
Lineage: Eukaryota; Fungi; Ascomycota; Dothideomycetes; Pleosporales; Phaeosphaeriaceae
Exons: 3
Coding region: 1-555 (184 amino acids)
Biological process (GO): vacuolar proton-transporting V-type ATPase complex assembly
Cellular component (GO): extrinsic component of endoplasmic reticulum membrane; Vma12-Vma22 assembly complex
Source: RefSeq, a predicted model, not a curated record
AUGGCUGAGGUACAAUCUCCCCUUGUCGAUAUUCCAGAGUCAAGAGUGGGCAGUCAUGAUCAGGAUAAAAAUGUUCUCAUCAACCGCCUCGACGAGCUGUUGGAGAAGUACUUGCAUACCUUGGACAAGUAUCAAAGGAAUCGAUCAACUACCCACUAUGGACAAGACAACUACGACGAGCGCAUGCAGGCGAUUCGCAAAGUUUCGAUUCGUGAAGAAGCUGACAAUUCAAUGAUCUUCCUCGUUGCUGCGAAGAAAGAGGAAGCAGAAAUUAAGAACCAGAGUGACGAGGAAUCAAAGAAUGGAAAACUUGAAAAGGAAUCCGCAUCCACAUCGACUGCAACCGAUCCUGACAAAGAGAGUGAGAAACCGGCAAAGAUUGUAGAUCCAUUGCGCUGGUUUGGCAUAUUGGUGCCGCCCGCUCUCCGCUCUGCACAGUCCAGCUUCUUUGCUGCAGUUGAGGGGCCCGUUCCACAAUUGAUGGACGUGGCCAGAGAGUUGCGGAAUCAGGAGAUUGAGAUUGGACGGGUGAGAAAGCAGAUCAAGAAGCUGUAG